AUGUCCUCAGCAUCGCGUUAUCAAUUGAUAUCCAGAGGAGAGGCAAAAGAAACGCCGCCGAAUCACUUGCUCGGCUCAAGAACCAAACUUUCAGGCGUUCCAGAACACUUGCAGGCGCCGCAGUAUCAGAAGUCGUGCUCAAAUCAACCCAAGAUUACGUCGCUUGAUCCGCGCUGGGGUUCAGAACAUGUAUGCCUAACGGGGUCUUUUCCCGGCAACAGCCACAAAGCGCCCAACAACGGGGCUGCAACUGCCGACGCUAUAGUUCGUAUACAAGCUACACUAUGUCUGCGUUUCAUUUCAAUCCCACUUCACAAUAGCACGCCGCUUAGCCUGUCUUGGGCGAACAGUCUAGAAGACUGGGCACUGGACAGCAGGCUAUGA
This is a messenger RNA of Aspergillus calidoustus, 384 nucleotides long. The record is from the annotation of a GenBank genome assembly. Lineage: Eukaryota; Fungi; Ascomycota; Eurotiomycetes; Eurotiales; Aspergillaceae.